This is a messenger RNA of Microsporum canis CBS 113480, 1827 nucleotides long. Its product is annotated as E3 ubiquitin-protein ligase RNF14. NCBI's taxonomy places the organism in Eukaryota, Fungi, Ascomycota, Eurotiomycetes, Onygenales, Arthrodermataceae. The transcript has a single exon. Gene Ontology annotation, biological process: ubiquitin-dependent protein catabolic process; positive regulation of proteasomal ubiquitin-dependent protein catabolic process; protein polyubiquitination. The record is from RefSeq and is a predicted model, not a curated record. Bases 1 to 1827 code for a protein of 608 amino acids. Gene Ontology annotation, molecular function: ubiquitin conjugating enzyme binding; zinc ion binding; ubiquitin protein ligase activity. Gene Ontology annotation, cellular component: ubiquitin ligase complex; cytoplasm.
AUGGAUGAAGAUACGGAUGAUGAGAGAAGCCAGGAGCUUCAGUCCAUUGCGGCCAUUUACCCCGAGAUCGUUGUGGACCCUUCUGCACCGUUUAAAGCUUCCUUGACGCUUCCAAUUUCACCACUGAAUCCUAUAAAGGCCGUGUUUCGACGAUCGAACACGGAUGCAAGUACCAAAUGCCUGCUUUCGCCUCCCCCGUCCGCGGAGCCUAGCGAUGUGAAAAUUGGAACAGACAUUAUAAAUGGAGCUACAUCUGACAGGGAGGCCGUAGAUAAUGAGGUUUAUAGCCUCUCGCAUCUUCCACCUCUCAACCUAGAAAUCGAGCUCCCGGAAGGAUAUCCAGCCGAGAAACCACCAGUCUUUUCGAUAUCCACAGACCUUAACUGGCUACCCACGCCAAAAAUUAAUAAAUUGAUCGAAGACGGAAAGACACUCUGGGAAGAAUCAGGGAAUAAUCUGGUUGUCUUUUCAUAUAUAGAUCACCUCCAAGUUGCGGCGGAGGAAGGUUUUGGGGUAAUCAAUGACUUGGAAGAUGUCGUGGUGUUCCCCCAGGAAUUAAGAAUAAGCCUGCUAGAUUUUGAGAACAAAGCUAGGAGGGAAGAGUUCAAACAGGAGACAUUUGAAUGUGGAAUUUGCCUUGAGCCAAAGAAGGGCAAAGUUUGUCAUAGGAUGCAGCGCUGCCUUCAUGUAUUCUGCGCUCAGUGCCUUCAGGACUUUUAUCAGUCAUGCAUUAAGGACGGUGAUGUUGAUAAUGUGAAAUGUCUUUCUCCGGGUUGUGGAAAGGAGAAAAUCAAUGAUAGUCAACCUGAGGUUCGCAAGAAACGUGACCAAACCCUCAGGCCUGGAGAGCUAUUGCAAAUACCCCUUCCGCUUGAGACUGUACAGCGCUAUGCUCGACUGAAGAGGAAGAAAAAGUUGGAAUCGGAUAAGACAACCAUUUACUGUCCCCGCCAAUGGUGUCAAGGUGCUGCUCGUUCAAAAAAGCACCCUAAGCCCAUAGAUUUAAUUAAUGACGAUGAAGCUUCAGAUGAGGAAGAAGAUAACGGUGUUCCAUUCGAUCCGUUAGGCGCACAAGAACAGCUACCUCCAAUGUCGGAAAGAUUGGCUGUUUGUGAGGAUUGUUCUUAUGCUUUUUGUAGCGUGUGCAAGAAGGGUUGGCAUGGCCCGAUGAGCAUAUGCUUCCCUCGGAGAGAAAUAGAGCUAUCAGCGGAGGAAAAGGCUUCCGAGGAUUAUCUCGAUAUAUAUACCUCCCGGUGUCCCACCUGCGCUGCACGAUGCCAAAAAUCAAUGGGUUGCAAUCAUAUGAUAUGUUUUCAGUGCAAUACCCACUUUUGUUAUCUGUGCUCUAGCUGGCUUUUUGCAAACAAUCCGUACGAGCAUUUCAAUACCGAGAAAACAUCGUGCUAUAUGAGGCUGUGGGAGUUGGAAGGCGGUGAUGGCGAGGGAGCUCCUCUUCAUAUAGAGGAUGCAGAUGUUGUUAAUGGUGAGAUUGAGAUGAUCGACGAUGAUGAUGAAACGGGUCACCCGCUACCUGUGCCACCACCUGCGCCUAUCCCUCCAAGGGCCAUUCCCCCAAUAAACCGAAACCGCCGACUACCUCCGCUGGAAGAAGAAAUUGGCCUAGCAAGACUGGGAUUACGCGGGGGUGAUGUACCGGUCAAUAGACGCCGAGCACAGCCACAGCAGGGUAUCCACAAUAAUCAAAACGGAGGUGUGGAUGGCCAGGUACCUCCAGAUCAGUUGCGAGGAUUGCAGCGGUUCCUAUACCUUGUUCAGCAUGACCAAGAGGACGAGUGGGACAGCGAUGAAAUGGACGACGAUUUCUGA